AGCCGUUUUUUUUCACCAUCCGCCUCGGGCCCCGCGACGCCGCUCGGGCCCCCGCCCCCGCGCGCGGGACGCUUGCGGGGAUCGCCGGCGGGCUCCAGGCGUGAUUCAGCCUGUGGGAACGCACCGGCGGAGGGGCUGGGCCACCUCUGCAGGGCGCGCGUUCCACUACUCGCAGAGUGCCGACUCGCAAACGGCUCGGUUAUCAGCUGACGCCUUCUCCCUCCCUCCUCAGUGGAUGGACCGGGUCACCGCCGAAAGAAAGCACGGUCCCCAAUCCCCUCCGAUAGUUCUCCUCUGGCUGACCUGGGCUUGGGAUCCACCCGGAGAAGACCCCGCUCCCCCGCGUCCCCGACCUCAAGGACCACCUCGCUGGGGCCGUGAGCGAUGGAUCUCAGGGAUCUCAGGGGUCCCGUCGGGGCGCCGGCGGUCAGGGAGCUGGCCGCCUGCCUGCCUGGCAUAGCGUGCGCCUGACUUGGAGCCCGAGCCGCCGGUAGCGCUGAAGCCCCUGCGCGGCAUCCUUCGCAGGAGCCCGCCGCCCGCACCCAUCGACACCGCCGACGAGCUCGACGCGCCGAAGGACGGCGCCGACACGCCCUCGACGGCCUUCUCGCCCACGACGUCCCUCGACCCGUUCUCGACAGCUUCGACACGCCGCGGGGGGCGUUCUCGCCACAGUCCGCCAGCGCGCUCUUGACGAUGGACAGCGCCGACGCGGCCUCGCCGAAGACCAUCUCCCGCGGGCUCCGGCGCCUGCUGCCAGCCUUCGCGGCGGACGCCCUCUCGCCCAAGGACUCGGGGGGCGGCGCCAGCGCGCCCUCGCCGGCGCACUCGCCGAAGUGGGCCUCCCAGCGGUGCCGGUGGCCCGAGGCAGCCUCCGCCAGCGGCCAGCUGCCGAGGCCGCCUCCGCCCGUGGCUCGCGGGCCGCCCAGGGCCUCGCAGCGGGCCGCCCCGGGGCACAGGCUGGUCAGCCUCUGCAGGGCUGUGGGCGUCGUGCGGGCCGGCGCCCCGAUCCAGGGCGCUGGCCCGACGCUGGGCGUCCCGACGGUGAGUGGCUCGACGGUGGGCGGCGUGGCGGGGGGCCGCCGCGGACGCACAAGCGCCCUCGCGGAGGCCUUGGCCGCAGCUCAGACGCCGCUGCGCAAGCGCGUGUGCUUCAGUCACGAGAUUCCUGACACGCUCGACGUGACGCCGUACUCCAGCCACUACGGCAUCCACCCGAACUUUUUCGAUUUCGACCGGGACGGAGACAUGAGGCUCACCUUCACGGGCAUUGCGGAGGUGUUCCGACGCAAGGAGGCAGGCUUGGCACCCCUAGAGGAAGACAUGCAAGAGUUUUUGAACCCCGCAUGCGCCGCGGAGUUCUGAGAUGAGGCCAGGAGGGCCCUGCAUAUUGCGGUAUUCAGAUCGACCGCGUCUAAUGGCGUGUACGACGACAGCUUUCCACGAAAGGACAUCGCCUCUCCGCCUUGGACUGCAUUUUUGAUUUCCGAGCAUGGGCUCGCAAGGCAUCAUUCCCCCAAGAGUGCUUGCACUCAAAAGGGUUCUUUCUUCGGUGUCCUAAAGAGUUGGAUGGGUGUGCUCGGUGCUCGCCUGCCGCCCAGUUGGCGGGAGCCCAGAGAGAGAGAGAUUGCACCGCAUAGCUUGCUCGACAUAGCGUACACCACACAACCUGCACAUCAGCAGCCCAACAACUUAUUGCGUGGGCUCUGCGCUGGCACACGUUUUGAAAUCGCUGCAGCAUCUUUGCUGCUGCUGGUCCCACGCACUCUCCGCUGCCGUGCUCCAAGCUCUCUGUGCCACGAUGCCGGAAGUUUGGGCUUGUGGUGCCCCACCAGCGGCGAGGGAGUGAGGGCGAAGCCGAUGUUUCCUUGGCUUCCUUUCUCAUCCGUUCUUUGCCCCUCGUCCUACCACUCCCCCUCAGGCUGUCCGUUGUCGAUUGAGGUGGCGGAUCGAACAUCAUGUGCGGUGGUGCUUCGACAGGGCCACGCAGCGUGGAGAGCCGUGUCGCACAUCGUCCCGAUUAGUGCGCCCUCUCUCGAGUUGUCGGCUCGGCUGCGCUUCUCUCGCUAACCGCACUGCACAGAGCAGCCGCACAUCGGUGUGCGGUCGAGGUACAUCUUCGUUCUGCAACAGGCGGGCACGGCCCGAACUCGCAGUCCUUCUCCAUCGCUGCGCCGUCUAUUCCUCUUCCUCCUCCUCCUCUGCCCUCAGGUGCGCCCGGUUUGUCCUCCUUCUCCUCCCUCCUCCUCCGUCUUUUUUUCCCUGAGGUGGAUAUCCUUUUUCAAUGUUGCAUUCCCUUCGCUGAACGCAGCCGCACAUCGGUGUGCGGUCGAGGUCCACCCGCGUUCUUCAGCGCACGGGCACGGCCCCAGCUUGUACUGCCGUGUCGCCGAGGGUGUGGGCGAUGGCGCGUUCUUGGGGGUUCCGCCUCGCGUUCUUGGGUGGCGGUGGAGACGGCAUGUGUUUCGCUGGCGUUCUCAGCGCGUCAUUUCCGGCAUUUUUUUGACGGCAUUUUUUUGAGCCCAGGAUGCGCCCCGCCCGCGCAACCGUCCGUGGCUCGACAUGCCGCUCCGCUCGCGCGUCACUGGACGGCGAGGUACGUGCCCGCUUUUUGAAGCGGAGGGGCGGAAGACCCACCACGGCCUCCGGGUUUGCAGCCGCGUUGUCUAAGAAUUUGCGCGUGUGUGUGGGCGACGCGGACCAGACAGAGGCGGCGCGCAGAAGGAAACGUUGCGUUCUCGUCAGAGUGCCCUGGGUUUCUUCGCUGCGCGCGCUGCGCGGUGACUUCCAAGAGCGCUGCGAAACUGCUGCGUUCAGGGUGCUGUUUGUCUCCCCCUGGUUUCGAAUAGGGGAUAGAUUAGUUUUCUAGUCGAAUGUACGACACAUACGUAGAAUGCUGGUCGACCAUUCCAGUAUAUUUCGUCGAUUCGACGACAGGGUUGUGUUUUUCUUGCCAGGUUUUCUCGCGGCCGUGGAUCGUGCCUCUGCUGGUGCCAGGAUUAGUGCGUAUGCUGCGUCCUGGCUAGGCCAAGGUGGCGUGUAUACGGUAGGUUCACACAGCGAUGCGUACCGUACUAACAUUGAGCUCUGGGAUUGGCCUGGCCGAGACCUGCAGUGGCGUGUGCCUGCCAUAGCCGUCCACUGGGCCGGUGCUCGCGUCUCCAGACAUCCGACGAUCCGACUGGCGAGCCGCCGGCCCCUCCGCGGGGUCGCUUUCUCACCGUGGGCGUGGGCGCCUCGCUGCUUCUUAUCCCCUCCCGGAGGGUGUCAACUGAAGCGCACAGAAACGCUAAGACAGAAAUCCGAGCAUGCCGCAGGUAGUCUGUGGGCCCGCCGGGUGUUGCGGCGGGCUCCGUCUGGACAGUGGCAGGAGGGACGGCCGCGCAAACGAUGGAUAGACUGACUUGACUUUCCAUUUGUCAUACAGCAAUUACGACAUCAUGCGCAGAGUUGUGAGGAUCGCGUGAAAGAAUUGGCAGCGGCUUUUUUGUUUCUUCGGCAGCCCUCCAUGGUGCGGAUGUCCCGCACGCCGCUCCUCCUCUUCCUCCUCCUCCUCCCUUCCUCCUCCCCUCCCUUCCUCCUCCUCCUCCUCCUCCUCCUCCUCCUCCUCCUCGGUAUCUUGUUCGAGUCGUGAUACUGGAACGGUGUGGCUUCCCUGGCAACCGGGCGGCCCCCGAGCACAGCGUGGUGCUCACGUGCACGGCGUGGUGUUCGCACAGGUCCUUGCCGUGGUGCGCCUCGACGCCAGCGGCGUGGGCGCCGGCUGCGGCGGGCUCUUGCUGCAGCGGGCGUCGCUGCCGCCGCUUGCCCCUGGGCCCCGGAAAUCGCUAGUAGGAGGGACACAUGAGCACAAAGACGCUAAGUCAACGUCGAUGUCCAGGA
Messenger RNA from Prorocentrum cordatum, 3882 nucleotides. Lineage: Eukaryota; Dinophyceae; Prorocentrales; Prorocentraceae. The record is from the annotation of a GenBank genome assembly.